This is a messenger RNA of Anolis carolinensis (green anole), 1286 nucleotides long. RefSeq names its product zinc finger CCHC-type and RNA binding motif containing 1 (gene zcrb1). The transcript has 8 exons. Gene Ontology annotation, cellular component: U12-type spliceosomal complex. Gene Ontology annotation, molecular function: zinc ion binding; RNA binding. The coding region runs from base 411 to 1061 and encodes 216 amino acids. Gene Ontology annotation, biological process: mRNA splicing, via spliceosome. Lineage: Eukaryota; Metazoa; Chordata; Lepidosauria; Squamata; Anolidae. The record is from RefSeq and is a predicted model, not a curated record.
UAGGGAGACUUCAACUCCCAGAAGUCUCCGCUGCCUUGGCUGAAGAGUAGGAAUUCUGGGAGCUGAAGUCCAAAGCCGCUGGAAGGCCGGAAGUUUGGGAAACCCUACACUCCGGCCUAACACUACGUUCUGCUUUGAACUUCCUGCAGUCUUGGGAUUUUGGAGUUCAAGUUAUUUAGAUUUAGAGCGCGUUUGAGCCUUGCUAAACUACAAACCCCAGAUUUCCACAGGACGUUGCUAUGGCAGCUGUACCGGAAUGUAGAGCGAUAACUGUGUAGUAGGAUGAUAAGGCAGUGAAACAGACCUGUGGCACGUUAAAGAGAUUCUUUGGAUAUUUUUGUCAACUCCAUUCAAUUCGUUCGUCAUGAUCCUUUGAAAUAAACCCUUCUGACCGUCUAUUAGGAAAAAAAAUGAGUGGAGGAUUAGCUCCAAGCAAAAGUACAGUUUAUGUGUCUAAUUUGCCCUUCUCAUUGACAAACAAUGACUUAUAUAGGAUUUUUUCCAAAUAUGGCAAAGUGGUUAAAGUUACAAUUAUGAAAGACAAAGAUACCCGAAAGAGUAAAGGGGUUGCAUUUAUUUUGUUCUUGGAUAAAGAAUCGGCACAGAACUGUUCUCGUGCACUUAACAAUAAGCAACUGUUUGGAAGAGUAAUAAAAGCAAGUAUUGCUAUUGACAAUGGAAGAGCUGCAGAAUUCAUUCGAAGGCGAAACUACUAUGACAAAUCAAAGUGCUAUGAAUGUGGAGAAGCAGGACAUUUAAGCUAUGCUUGUCCUAAGAAUAUGCUAGGAGAACGUGAGCCACCCAAAAAGAAAGAAAAGAAGAAGAAGAAGAAAAUAACUGAACCAGAAGAAGAAAUUGAGGAAGAAGAAGAGAGUGAGGAUGAAGGAGAAGACCCUGCUCUUGAUAGCCUCAGCCAAGCUAUAGCUUUCCAGCAAGCUAAAAUUGAAGAAGAACAACAAAGGGCAAUACAGCUUGCAGGUGAAACCUCAACAUCAGAUUCAAGACGACCACGGAUCAAAAAAAGUGCAUAUUUUAGUGAUGAGGAAGAACUUAGUGAUUGAUUUGUAUUGCUUACAAACCUAUGUCAUGUGUAUAUUUGUAGAGAUUGUGUGACUGCUAAAACUUCCCUGGCAUUGUAAAUAAAAAGUAUAUUACUGAGAGAAACUCAGAUAUGUAUAAUAUUGUAAACAAGUCUUGGUGGUGAAAAACUAUUGCUGUAAGAUCAUGUACAACUUUGCUUUGUUCAAAUAUAUUAUGACGGUAUUUCAGUAAAUAUCUUUCACUAA